This is a messenger RNA of Trametes versicolor FP-101664 SS1, 1152 nucleotides long. RefSeq lists its product as uncharacterized. Lineage: Eukaryota; Fungi; Basidiomycota; Agaricomycetes; Polyporales; Polyporaceae. Bases 1 to 1152 code for a protein of 383 amino acids. The record is from RefSeq and is a predicted model, not a curated record. The transcript is spliced from 12 exons.
AUGGCUUCCGAAACCGACCUCAACGCUGCUGCUGAGCUUGUCCUGCUCUACCAAGCUACGGACUUGUACUCAUGCUGGACCCACUGUGCUUUCGCACUGCUGCUCUACGACUACAUCCUCACAUUCCGCCAUGAAGUACGCUUUGUCUGGGGCCGCAAGAUCUCAGGAGCGACCGCCCUGUUCCUUGUGAACAGAUACUUCAUCAUUCUGCCUUACCUCUUGGGCGUCGUCAUGCAGUUCCCGAUCCAAUCCAAAGCAUGUCCGGGUAUAGGACGGUUCGUCGCCGUGCUCGAGUUCUUGCCGUACAUCAUAUGGGCCACUUUCUCCGCUCUACGAGCCUAUGCGCUCAGCGGCCGCACCACUGCCAUCGGCAUUGUCAUCUUCAUUCUCUCACUGGUGCCUGUGGGAGUGAAUGCUUAUUAUUUCUCCACCUUUAGCUACAUAAACCUCGACGCGCCGUUAAAUUGUAACGAGCUGUCGGACAUCACCCCCCAGUUGAGCAAAAACUUAACGAUCGUCUCGCGUGCAACGCUGAUGGCCGCGGACGUCCUAGUCAUUGCGGUGACUUGGGCAAACACGUACGGGCUCAGGAAGGCGUCGCGCGACGCGAGAAUUUCCACGUCCUUCAGCACUAUCCUGCUUCGUGAUGGAACGAUCUACUUCGUCGUACUUGUCGCUAUGAAUGCAGUGCAGAUGAUGCUUAACGCGGUCAAGGUGAGCCGCGGUGUCGCCUUCGUCACGCACCGGUGGAUCAGUAACAAGCACCCACCUCAGCCCAGCAACAUGAUUGCGCAAGCCAGCUACGUAACGAUUCUCGAGGAGCCCAUCACGUCCAUUCUGGUCUCACGCUUCAUCCUCAACCUGCGCGAGGUUGACCACCGCGGCGCCAACGGCGGGGGCGGGUCCGACACGUUGCUUAGCAGCGCCGGCACUGGGUCUUCCUUCGUUGUCGGUCACCCCCGGGAUGCGGCGUCGACGAUGCGCUUCGCGAGCGUGGCAAGCACCGUGGACGUGCUCGGGGCCCCACUGGCGCACGAGUCUGAUGAAGAGACUUUCGGAGAGGAGGAUAAUGCAGAGGGGUGGGGCGCAGACCCUGAGAAGGCUGUCGGUGGUGGGGAUGCGCCGGCGGGGUCAGAAGGAGGCAUGGUGUAG